CCGAGCGCGCGCAUUUCGGAUUUCGAACGCGACAGCGCGUCUUUAACUUCGAAUAAACAAAAAAUAAAAGACGCCAUUUUUUUAACAACGUUAAAUACCUUUUUGUUAUUUUAACCACAGUUUUAAUUAACCAUGAGAACCAUGGCUAGUGUGUGUUUCUUGGUGAUUAUGCUCGUUUUUGUACAAAAUGUUUUCGGAAAUGUAUGUACGAAGAAUGAAAAUAGUUUAACUUGCGAUGAAUGCAUCAGGUGCGGCGGUGAAUGGUGCAGGGAACGUAAGCUCCCCACUUCUCACUGUGUCUUCGCUUCAGAAGAUGGUUGGUGUCCAGCUGAACGGGAAUAUCUACCAGCAGCUAACGACAAAUCCACUAAAGGUGUUGAAGUCAACCCGGUAUCUGCUGAAAGGACUCUCUAUGUCGGCAAGAAGAACAAAUUAGACAUUCAAUAUACUUCUAAAACUAAGGACAAGCCCAAGAUGAUGAUUCUGCAGUCGACGCAAAGCUUCAACAUCGAUUUUGACAUCGACGAGCCGGAAUGUGCUGGGUCGAUGUGUGCCACCACUGUGUCUGCAACUCCUACACAAGACUUCUGCAACGUGACUGGUGGCGUGUCUGAGUAUGUGGAAGUCAGUAUCAACGUGGGGCUCGCUGAAGAAGUGAAGAUCAAGUACUAUGUAGUCUGUGCCUGCCCUUGCAGCGGUAACGCCGAAAUUAAAUCCCCUAUCUGCCACAGAAAUGGGAACUAUUCUUGUGGAAUCUGCAUUUGUGAAUUUGGAUGGACUGGCGAACUUUGCGAGAAACCGAUUUGUGAUGAGACCAAACGUGGUGAUGUUGUCCAAUGCUCAUUGAACCCUAGGAAUGAUGAGGACUGCUACGGUAAUGGCUACUGCGGCAUUUGUGAAACUUGCGUCUGCUACACAGACCGGGAAGGUUCCCAAUAUUUCGACCAAGACAACAACUGCGCAGGUCUCUGCACAAUCACAAACGGUGAUUAUGAAGAUUGUCUCGUCAACAGCAACGGUACAAGUGGAAAAUGUUACAAUUCUCAUUCAAAAUUGAUCAUGCAACGCUACAAUGUUUCUCUCGCGAACGAAAGAGAUAUGCAGAAUAGAAAAGUUUGGGUGAAAUGCAAUGAAACCUUUGACGACUGUGGAAGAUUAGAGUACUUCGCCAGACGAGAUGACAGAGGAGAUAUUUACGUUAUGAUGGUGAAUCAUUGCAACGAAAUUAUUGCUGAGGCUGUAGUGGCCGACACGAAAGUGCCAAUAAUCCUGGGAGUUCUUGGCAUCGUAGCAGCAGUGGCGGCUGUGAGCGGCGUGAUGCUGUGGAAACACUUGAACACAGUACCUCCAGUCCCUCUCAAUGACCCUCAGUACCAGAACAUUGACGCUGAGGACUGCACGGGAGAGAACCCGCUGUAUAAACCUCCCACGUCUUCUUUCAAGAACCCGACGUAUGGCAAGUGGUAGUUAUGGUGUUACCUGCUGGCUGAAUCAUCAAGGACUGAAGAUCAGGGUCAAGCGGACCUGGGACCCCACAGAGAUGACUACCAAUUAUGAAAGUCAACACUUCAGCUCAGAACCCCCUGAAUCAUUCGACUCAGCAGUAACGAGUCGAGCUGCUGUCAUCGGGGCCCCUCUCCAGUCCAAUAUUCCAUUCCAACACUGCCUGUGAUCAACACUACGAUGAAGAAAUUACAUUCGUCCGGUGUUCGUGUCGCAAACUGUAACUAGAAUACAUUUUAUACCGUAGUUGUAAGUGUUAAGGUCGGUACACACAUCAGCGCGCCCGCCGCGUCCUGACAGGAACGGGAUUAAAAUAUCGUCGCAUACGUUUUGCAUACGAUCUGCGCCUCGCCCAUUAGUGGCUAUCGAGCUGGAUAUUUUCUCUUCACUGUCAGACGCUGCAAUGCUUAUAACUGACGUCACAUUUAGAAAACAACUAAAAGCAAAAUGUUCCCGCGUAUUAUUUUGUCACAGCUAUUUUCUGCAUGUGUCGUUCCCAUGUCGACCGUGAAAGGGCACGUAUUAGGCACAGCACGGUGAUAUGUGCACCGACUUAAUUAUGUAAUUAAUACCUCUGUGAUAUUUAAGAUGAUUUAAUUGAAGAUGUCCGGAUGAGUCACCGAGGAGCGCUGUUUGAUUUGUAAUCUAACGGUAAACACAGACCGUAUUGAACAAUCUGUUGACGCAUAAUAUAACAACGUACUUACGUACGAGUUAAAUCCUAUACUAUUGUGUACUACACGCAAGGUUAAUUCAAAUUAGUAAACAACUUAUUGGGUGACUCACUGAGUAAUAAAAAAGUUAGCGCUAUAAAGAUAGUUGUGUAUUCAUAACUGCGAAGUUGUCGUUUAGCGUAGAUAUUAUGUUGUGAAAUUGUUGUUUUACAAUAAGUAUUCCAUUGUAGAGUGGUCGUGACUGAGUGAUGUGUUCGUGUAUUACUUACUGGACCGCGAAUUACAAGAAUAAGUAGACUGACAGACUUAUAUAGAAAUUUGUACUUCUCAUCUCGCAAACAUUAGUGGCCUAAUGAAUGAUUUGUUAAGGAGAAAGUUACACGAAAGUAGGAUGUUGAAGUGAUUUUUUAUGUAGGUGUGCUACAAUGCUUUGUGGGCAGAUUCAUUCUGUGAUCCGAUGGACCAGUUUUUUGAUGACUAACGGGUUUUAACCCGAAUCGAAUGCCCGAUGUCUAUUGGUUGUGGCACCUCAUAGUACUAUGGUUUUCAUAAGAAGCAUGACUACACGUCUAUUUAAAUAUAUUAAUGAACAAUUCCGCAACUAAAUUGCUUCAAAGUACGUAAUGUUUAUAAAUAAGUUCCUACAAAAGAUUGAUUUAUAUAAAAAGCUAAUAAUUAGAUACUCGUUAAAUUAUAAAUCGUUAAUUUAUUAUUUGGCACAAUUCAAACCAAAGUUUUAGUAAAACAGUAUUUUUUUAUUAUAUUAAUUGGAAUUUUAAUCAAAUGCCAAUGCUUCGCUUGAAAAAAAAAAGAAUGUAUCUAAUAAUCGUAUAAAUAUUUUAACCCCGCUUAAUACAGGAAAAACGACGUACUACCUAUUUGAGAAAGUAGAUAAGUAGGUAUAUUCACGAGGAAAAAACAAUACAGUUAGUUUCACAUGUCUGCGCUCUAAUCAAGUUUAAAUGAAAUUCGGAAGUCUGCAAAUAUUUAUCUCGUGACUAAACCUACCUACAUCAUCUCAUAAAGCCCACAACGAGUCUUUACAAACUUGUAGAACAUUAUAAAUUAUAUUCUGUGUAAUGUUGCAUAUAUCGCUAUCAAAGUGCAUUGUACUUCCGUUAGUUAUAUCUAUGUAAAUAGUUAACUAUAUUCCGAUGUAAACACUAGGCAAACUGUUACACUAAGCGCCUGCGCAAACGGGACGAAUUUUGUCCGACUGACUUGACCCAACUGCAUUAAGAAGUUAGGUAGUCUUAGCUCUCUUUGUCAAUUAUUUGAUAGAUUUUAAGAGAUAUGUGUAGACCUAAUAACGAGAGGUAUCCUGUGACAUGCAGUAGGUUGAGUCAAGUACUCAGUGAACCUUUUCACGAUUAAUUAAUACGAGUAAAGUUCCUCGUCUGCGCAGGCCCAUAGAUACCUUUGUAAAUAUACGAUAUAAUAAAUGAUGUUCAGUUUGGGCCAAGUUAUAUCGCUAUCCUUCAAACACAAAUGUCUUCUAUGGUACGUGUGAGAAAGACAGAAACAUGACUUGGCCCAAAAUAUAAGCAAACGUCUAUUUAAUUCAAUUAGUUGUAAUAUUCCAUACUUAUGCUCGUAUAGCUUGUAGAAUUAAAUUAUUAACAUCACACGUAGUACUUUUUGACAUUAUUAAUUGAUUUGUAGUAAUUAAGUAUGUCUCAUUAUGAAUAAGUGUUGUUGAAUGAUCUGCGC
Molecule: messenger RNA, 3887 nt
Organism: Spodoptera exigua (beet armyworm)
Lineage: Eukaryota; Metazoa; Arthropoda; Insecta; Lepidoptera; Noctuidae
Source: the annotation of a GenBank genome assembly